UGCGAGAUUUCCUAAGUAAAAGGACUCAACAUUAUCAAUCAAUUCAUGGAACAUACCAACUUCUUCAUUUCCUUUUUACUACUUAAAAAAUAUUUCAAUGAUGGCCGAUUAUUUUCCUCCGAGGAAACGUCGUAGACACGAUGGAUUCAUUCUCAAAAUCAUAGAUAGGAAUAGUGUACAUGCAGCUCCAUCACUCGAUGAAACAGACAGUUUGGAAGCAAGACUUACUAAGAAUCCACGUUCACUACUAGACAUUGCUGCAAGAGUUGCAGGGCAGAACUUUCCAUGCGAAACAUUAGAAGCCUAUCAGCCUCCUCUAGAUGAGGCACUCCUGAAAAAGGUUGCAUUCUGGGCAUUCCCUGAUGAUGAGAAGAAAGUACAAGUGUUUGCAAACCUGACUAAUAAGUACAAUGACUGGGACCAGGGACUGGACCUUCUCUAUGAUAGUGCUAUUAAAGAGGUCUGGCAAGUUGGAUUCAUGCUGACUGCCGUCAUUGACAACCAGGCCAUAUAUGGGUAUAGAGCCAUACCAUGUAGCAACUGUCGUGUAUCUAUAACAUUUGAGCAACAACGCAUCAUAUCCAGCACAUGCUCAGAGGACAAAUGUGCACUAGCCGUAUGGUGCCCUCAUGUGAUUGCUGCAGUAGUAUAUAGGAUCAGGAAUCCAGAUAGGGUUCCUGUACAUGCCCCAAUGACAGAGAGCCUAUCUGUACUGAGUAGGGAGCAACUACAGAAGCUAGUACAGUAUGCUGUACAGGAAGACCCUGCAGGUGUACUCAGCAAAGUAUUCAAACAUUUAGAUGAGAUCAGAGACAUCUCGUCCCACAUGAAUAAGAUGCAGGGUGCCCCUGACCCAACAUUUGGGGCUGCCCAGGAUACAAAGUCCCAAUGGCAGUUGUCCCUUGAGAAACUUGAGAAAAAUCUGGACUCUGAUUUAGAUGACCUAGUGAAGCAGUAUCUACAUGACCCUUUCUCUAACACGGUUCUGUACCACAACAGCUUUGACCUUGGUGACAAGUCAGACUCCAGACUGUUUGGUUAUAUACAGAAGGCCUUGGACCUAGCACAGAAGGAUGAGGUCAUAUCUGCUGCUCAGGUUCUCAUCAAAAUCACAGAUAGAGUGUUUUCAGCCAUGGAGGGCAGUGCUCACUGGAAGUGUAUGGCUUUGGCAAGGUAUUCACAUGACCUGGAGAGAGUCUUUUGUUCCUUCAUGCUACACCCCACCAAUAGGGCAAGAGACAUGCUGCUGGAAGCUGUAGUGGACUUUAACAGACGUGGGAAGAAGCUAGGAAUCUACAAGGUUGAGGACAGUAUUUGGGCUGAAAUUCCAUCUCUACGUCUGCUUUAUGGGAGUAAGGUGCGUCAUGGGCACCCCCAGGGGAUCUUCUACACCCCCUUAUGUGCGGCGGAGGCAGAUCCCUGGCCCAUGGAUGGAAGGGCAAUACUGGACCCCUCCCUCAAGCUCACUGACAGUGAUUAUGAUGAGAAUGUAAUGUUGAUGAUUGCCCGUAUGGAGACAAUACUAGAGGUUUGCCCGGGCGAAGUGUACUCCCCAGUAUGUAGAAUGGCCACAAGGGCCCUUGUUAAGCUAUUGAAAAUGGCGGAAGAUGACUGUGUGUUGUCCCAGAAACCACAAACCUUUGGAAAGCAGCGUGGAACAACUGGAACUUCCUACACCGGUAAAGGAAAGGGAAAGGGCAAAAGUUCAAAAGGCAAAGGAGGCAAAGGAGGCAAAAGUUCAAAAACUGCUCGGAUGUCAGUCGGAAAAAAUAGUGAAUCUCAACAAGCACCCAAAACUUCAGGCUCAAAUAAACAGAUAAUGUCUAGGGAGCAGAUAACAUACUGUAUAAUCUACCUGUGUGACGUAGCAUUCAGAUCUGAGGGCUUCGCUAACGACAAUAUGCACGUGAUUGAUCUCAAUUUCUUCAUAAGGGCCUCACUACAAGGUCUUGAACUUUCUAGGUUCCGCACGGUGGCAAACCGUAAUAACAUUACCACUGCUGAGCACAACUGGCUAUACAAGGUUGAGAGAAGCAUUCUUGAUCACCUCCAGGGAUAUCCAAAUGUUGCUAGCUCAAUCGUAAAGGAAUACAUUGAUGCAAUCAACAGUGUCGGGAUUGGAUUCUAUGAUGGCGUUUACCCAUUGGUGCUGUUUGAGGCCUUGAUUAGUCUCGCUACGGGCAGGAGUGAUCUACAGAGCCCCCUUGUGGAGAUGUGCGCUAACUUACUUCUAGAUUCCAAUAACCCACAAGAGAAAUUUACUCUACCCUCUAGUAACAGUUUCGACAUAAUGCUUGAGCUGUUUGAUGAUGGUCAAACAGAGGCACUCUCAAGACAACACAGGGAUUUUGCUGCUAAGAAACUAACACAGAUAUCUGAAACUUUCCUAGCUGAAAUAGAUGUCAGUAAGAGGUCUAACCACGAACUGCUAACUAAGGUACUUCAAAACUUGGAGGGCUAUGAGGACCACAGACUGUUACAGAUGAUAUGUAGCAAUCUAAAGCUUCACAUGAGUAAGAUCACCCACCAGGACCACAUAGAAAGCUGUCUCAAGGUUGUUGUUCAUUGUGUGAAACUUUCCCGUGGGAAUGGCAUCGUCUUCAACUUCCUGCUGGAUCAACGAGAUAAAGACUUUAUUCUGACUCUGGCAAAGAAAGUCGGAAUUAGCUGUCUUAAGCUAUUUGUCUCUGAUUGGCGGGAAUUUUUCUCCAAUUAUGAGAUUAAGCGGCUGCUGAUGCACCUAAAGGAGACCAUACUUGAAUGUAAGUCUCUCCCCAAGGAGGUUGUCACACUUAUUAUGCACUACUACGAGUCUGUAGAGCAGCACGAGGAACACGCCUGUGAUCUUCUCUCAUUCUUCAAGCCAAAUGACUCCAACUACACAAAGGCCGUCAUGAAGAUUCUCGCCAAUGCUAAUCGCUACCCACCAAAUGCUUUGUUCCAACUUGCCAAAAUGCAACAUGAUGCUAAAAAAGUGAAAUCGGAAAUUAUGGACAAAAACACUAUGGAUAUAGUUGAGUUGGCUCUAAAACAACUCGAGAAGUCGUAUAAUGGGUAUGAGGCCAGCCAAACUGUGCUCAAUCAUAUAGACUGGAUGUACAAACUGUGUACAAGUGGUGCCCUGGGUCAGCCUAAAGAGAUCUCAAAGAGUGAACAGUUUACUAAAAUGGUCUCUACGCUCAGUGAAACUUGCAGUAAACACCCGGAGAUUAUUCUCAGAGUAUUACAGCAUCUUGAGAAAUGUCCAGAUCUGUUGAAAAAAUGCUCAAGCUUAGGGAACACUCUAAUCGAUGCAUACAGGAACUCGUUUGAACACCAGUUUCAGGAUUGUGGACAUGGUUCAUACGGCUCUGUGAUCACUGAAAUGGUGAAAGCAAGACUACAUUGUAAACAAUAUGCCAAGAAUGGUGGCGAUACAAAGUUUGAUGAUGUAGUUGUCGAGCAUGUAAAAUUUGUCCAUAGCGGUAAGAAAAAACUUCAGAGAAUGAUUGAUGAAGAAUUUGGAAGAAAGCGUCUUACAUAGAAACCUAGUACAAAUGUACCUGUUCAGACAUAUGUAGAGAAAAUCAGAUUUAUAUACAGGAGUCAGAGUUAUAAUGUACAGUUGACAUAGAUAUUUAGAUUAAAAAAGACAUGUACUUCUAUAUCUUACUAUAGUAAGACACAGAAUAUAUAGAAAGUCACUCAAGCUCAGACACAUUGCAAGAAAGGUUAACAUAUGUAUUUAAAGUCAGGUACAAUAACUGAGAGACAAACAUAUGUUCCAAUAGACAGAUAAUGUACUGAAAGUCAAGACUUAUGUACUGAGAUUCAAAUACCAGUAAAUGUACAUGAACAGAAAGUCAGAU
This is a messenger RNA of Owenia fusiformis, 3848 nucleotides long. Lineage: Eukaryota; Metazoa; Annelida; Polychaeta; Sabellida; Oweniidae. The record is from the annotation of a GenBank genome assembly.